Molecule: messenger RNA, 2873 nt
Organism: Anopheles coustani
Lineage: Eukaryota; Metazoa; Arthropoda; Insecta; Diptera; Culicidae
Gene: Amph
Product: myc box-dependent-interacting protein 1
Exons: 9
Coding region: 190-1881 (563 amino acids)
Cellular component (GO): cytoplasm; plasma membrane
Molecular function (GO): protein binding; phospholipid binding
Source: RefSeq, a predicted model, not a curated record
GUGUGUAUGUGUCUCGUGUGUGAAUGUGUGUGAAAGGCGCAGUUGAACCUCGUUAGCGGAAGCCGAAUCGCAGCUAUCUCGAAAAGGACAACACAGUGCACCGUACCCAUAAAACGAACAUCAUUCGAAACAGCCUCCAACCCGCCAACAGCAAUAUCUCCACCGUCGCCGCGCGAAACAGCAUUCGAGAUGGCAGAAAAUAAAGGAAUUUUGCUGGCAAAAUCCGUCCAGAAGCACGCUGGCCGAGCGAAGGAAAAGCUCCUACAAAACCUUGGCAAAGUUGACCGAACGGCAGAUGAAAUUUUCGACGAGCAUUUGACAAACUUCAACCGACAGCACACCUGUGCCACCCGGCUGCAGAAAGAAUUCACCAACUACAUUAGAUGCGUUCGUGCCGUACAAAGUGCCUCGAAAACCCUCAUGGAUGCCAUAGCCGAAGUAUACGAAAGCCAGUGGACCGGCUCGGAGGCGCUGUAUGGUCAGACCAAAGUGAUCGACACACAGUACCAGCAGUUCUCGUACAAGCUGGCCGAUCAGGUGCUCAAGCAGCUGGACACCUACGCGUUACAGUUUCCCGAAAUGAAGAAAAAAAUUGACAAACGUGGCCGCAAGCUGGUCGACUACGAUAGCCAGCGGCACUCGUUCCAGAGCCUGCAAGCAAAUGCCGCCAAGCGCAAGGAUGAUGUGAAGGUGACCAGAGGCCGCGAACAGCUCGACGAAGCGAAGAGCACAUACGAGAUGCUGAAUUCCGAGCUGCACGACGAACUGCCGGCCCUGUACGACUCGAGAAUACUGUUCCUGGUGACGAACUUGCAGACGCUGUUCGCCUGCGAGCAACAGUUCCACAGUGAAACAUCGAAGGUGUACGCCGACCUCGAGGCGAUCGUGGACAAGCUGGCCACCGAGUCGCAGCGCGGUUCCUACACGCUGAAGAAAAUCAAUGCUAACUCGAAUCCGUCUAGCCCACAGCAAUCCCCAGUGAAGGCCAAUUUGUCGAUUGUGAACAAUGUCACUAACGGUUCGGCCAAUGCUAAUGGACACACCUCCCAAAAUGUGCAAGCAACCCCGAGAACGCCACCGCAGCAGCAACGUGUCGCACCGGAGGAAGAGCAAGAGCCCUCGUAUCAGAACACGGAAAUGGUAAAGGCUGCCGCUGCUGCUGCCGCCGUCGCUUCGACAGGGGUCACGACGAACGGGAACGCCAGCGUUAACGGGAAGCGAGCGCCGUCCGAGGAUGGAUCUAGUCCGGUUGUGAAUGGCGCAAACGGUGUUGCGGAAAACGGACCACCCGGUUUAACAUCCACACCGUCAACGACGGGAACGACCACUACGGCGACGGCGGCGACGGCGGCAACGGCAGCGGCAGUGCCGGAACUCACAAACGGUACGGUUCACCCUCCCCAUCAGCAGCCACGCACUAAUCAACCAUCAUCGCAACCGGACGCGAGUCGCUUCAGCAACAGCAACGGUAGUGAAAAGCGCCAGCCCCGGGGAAUACCGGAAACUGGCGCGUCCGAGACGGCAACCGCUGCCGCUGCUGCUGCUGCUGCCGGUGAAGAUGCACCUCUUACUAUCGCUGAUGCCGCUAAUGCUGCCGCUGCUGCGGAUCCUUCCACCACCACGCCGCCUACAGCGGGCGCAGCUGUUUCGCAAACAAGUGCAACGACAACAGACCUACCGGCAGGUGUCCUGUACCGCGUGAAGGCUACAUACAAGUACGUCCGGGAGGACGUGGACGAACUGAGCUUCGAGGUGGGCGACAUUAUCAACGUGGUUGAGUACGAGGAUCCCGAAGAUCAGGAGGAAGGCUGGCUGAUGGGAUUGAAGGAAGGCUCAACCGAGAGGGGUAUGUUUCCGGCCAACUUCACCCGACCACUGUAAGCGAUCACCACCACCGGGUCGAGCUUAACCGAACGCGUGAUCCAAACCACCGGAAGCGAGCAAAUGCAUACCGCAUACAACAGCUAGCCACAGACUUCCGGCCACACAACUCUCACGGAGAAGAGCACACAUACACACACACACACACAUACACAAACACACGCUGAAACGCCUACAUACAUACACACACAGACGAGAUACGGGAGGGCCAAAAAUUGCAUCAACUAUUUGGUCGCAUCCGGGCCAGCCAUCCUCUCUCCAGGCAUUUUAUUAGCAGAAUCGAAACACAGUCCGAAUAGUAUAGAUAAACGUGUAAACAUUGGUCCCGUUGGUUUUGCUUCAAACACGAAUGUAAGCCCACUUCCCCAACCUUAAGUAACCAACCUGCCAAGCGUUGGUCGUUCGUAAUUGUUGGCCCGUGUAAAAGUAGGAGGAAAACAAGAAACCCCUGGGAAAGUAGGAGGAAAACAAGAAACCCCCCUACAAGAAACGGUAAAUGUUUGGUUGAGAGGUCUGUUUUGUUUUAAAAUAUUUUCAUGUUUUAGUAGUAUGUAUUACGUCUCGUAUUUUUACCGGUCAGAGCAGUAUGUGCACCAACCAAGAGCAGUAGUAGUGUCUCGAUACAUAAAGAUCGAACGAUCAUCUGAAGGAAACGGCGAGCGAAUAACAAUGUAAACAUCUAGCGACACCUGGAUUGUUGUCUUCCCGGCCCGGAGGAGGGUGUCAUACUACAUUAAUAUUUAACAUUACACUAAAAGGCGCCCCGCACUGGGUUUUAACGCAAGCCUUUAACACCGUACGCGCAAGUCAUCAUCUAAUUAUCAUGGAACGUGUAGGCAAAUCGAUCGAUUGCAUGCCGAAAUGCAAACUAAUGAAUAACGUGUGCCUUUUCAUUGCAAAAACUAGGAAUGGAAGAUACAAAAUAAUGAUUCGCGAAUCGAAAACUGGGCAACUAACGAGCGGUUAUUUUGUGUAGUAGUACUCUGUUAUCA